This is a messenger RNA of Cynara cardunculus var. scolymus (artichoke), 2547 nucleotides long. RefSeq names its product protein NPG1. The transcript has 6 exons. NCBI's taxonomy places the organism in Eukaryota, Viridiplantae, Streptophyta, Magnoliopsida, Asterales, Asteraceae. The record is from RefSeq and is a predicted model, not a curated record. Gene Ontology annotation, molecular function: protein binding. The coding region runs from base 300 to 2372 and encodes 690 amino acids.
AUCGAUAGAAUUUACAUUCAACAUGGAUUCCCUUUUCUCCUGACCCAAAUCAAAUUACAGAGCUUAAAGAGAUCACGUCUCUCAGAUCUGGAUUCUUUGUUGUCUGGAAAUUCCCCAUGAAAUCUCCUAUUUCAUCUCAAUUUUCAAUAAAAUUCUUCAUUCAUUUGAUCUGAAUUACGCUUUUCGAUCGGCAACCAGACAAUCUCGGUUUGCAUUUUGUUUUUCACGAAUUUUUCAACGGCAAUGUUGAGGAUACAUUAUUUGAUGGAUGUGUUGGGAUAAACCAGGUGCAACAAGCAAUGUCAGGGGAAGCAUCAUCAAGCCAGAUUGGUGAAAGGGAGGAGCGAAAAAUUUGCGCAAACGGGGGUUGCGUACAAACAGAAACUAUUGAAGCAAAGCUCGAUGCGGGUAAUUUCGACCAAGCGGAAUCUGCUUUGCGUGAAGGUUUAUCACUUAAUUCUGAGGAAGCAAGAGCUCUUCUUGGAAGAUUGGAAUAUCAAAGAGGAAAUGUGGAAGCUGCCCUUCGAGUAUUUGAAGGUAUUGAUCUUCAAGCUGCUAUACAGCGGCUGCAAUCGUGUUCGACAGAAAAAAUAUCUAAAAAAGGACGUGCUGGCCCACAACAGGGUGCCAAUCUGGUGCUUGAAGCCAUAUAUUUGAAGACCAAGUCACUUCAAAAACUUAACAAGAUAACCGAUGCUGCUGAAGAGUGUAAGAAAGUGCUUGAUGGAGUAGAGAAGAUAUUCCCACAAGGGAUUCCAGAUGUUUUUGUAGAAACUAAAUUACAAGAGACAAUUAGCCGAGCUGUUGAGCUCCUUCCAGAAUUAUGGAAACAAGCAGGUUGCUACCCUGAAGCAAUUUCUUCUUAUCGACGUACCCUCCUCAGUCAAUGGAAUCUUGACAAUGAAUGUUGUGCUCGAAUUCAGAAUAAGUUUGCAGUAUUUUUGCUGUAUAGUGGUGUUGAGGCAGGAACUCCCAGUACAGCUACACAUGUUGAUGGUACUUAUGUGCCAAAAAACAAUUUGGAAGAAGCAAUUCUACUUCUAAUGAUUUGCAUGCGAAAAUUCUCGCUUGGGAAGGCUAAGUGGGACCCGACAGUUAUAGAGCACCUCACAUUUGCUCUAUCUCUUUGCAGCCAAACUCCAGUUUUAGCAAAGCAAUUUGAAGAGGUCACACCUGGAGUAAUCCAUCGUGUGGACCUUUGGAAAACAUUGGCUCUUUGCUUUAGUGGGGCAGGAGAGAGAAAACUCGCUUUCGAUUUGUUGAAAAAAGCGCUUCACCCACAUGAAAGGCCAGAUGAUAUAACGUCGUUGCUAUUGGUUUCUAAAAUAUGCAGCGAAGAAGGCCUUCUUGCUGCGCAGGGAAUUGAGUACGCGCAAAGGGCGGUAAAUAAUUGUAAAAAAAGAAACAAACAUUUAGAAGGUGUAUGCCUUCGAGUAUUAGGCCUCUGUUUGGGUAAACAGGCGAGUGUUUCUGCCUCAGACCACGAAAGAUCACGACUUCAAUCAGAAGCAUUGAAAUCGUUAGAUGAAGCGGUUGGAUUGGAGCCUGAAAACUUGGAUCUAAUUUUUGAGCUUGCAAUACAGUAUGCAAUGCAGAGGAACUUGAAUAACGCUUUACGAUUAGCAAAGAAGUAUAUUGAUGCAACUGGUGGGUCCAUGUUACGUGGUUGGAGACUGCUCGCUUUGAUUUUAUCUGCGCAACAACGGUUUCAAGAAGCUGAGGUGGUCACUGAUGCUGCUUUAGAUGAAACAGCAAAGUGGGAUCAAGGACCUCUUUUGAGGAUGAAAGCAAAACUGAGAAUCUCGCAGUCACGACAUUUGGAUGCAAUUGAAACUUAUCGCCACCUACUUGCAUUGAUUCAAGCCCAAAAGAAAUCUCAUGGGCCACUUCAAAGUACACACCAGAUUGAAGAUGACAGAGUAAACGAGUAUGAAGUUUGGCAGGGUCUGGCGAAUCUAUAUUCUAGCCUUUCACGUUGGAAAGAUGCAGAGAUAUGCUUGGGGAAAGCUAGAGCCAUCAUAGAAUGCUCAUCGGAGACACUACAUACUGAGGGCACGAUUUACCAAAGACGUGGUGAAAUUGACGACGCUUUGGCUGCCUACGUUAAUGCUCUACUAGUCGAGCCAAAUUACGUACCUUCAAAGAUCAGUAUCGGGUCUAUUAUGUCAUCACGAGGCUUACCCAUGUUGCCGGUCGCUAGAACCUUGCUCUCAGACGCACUACGGCUAGAACCCACCAACCGUAUGGCAUGGCUUCACUUGGGAUUUGUUCAUAAACUCGAUGGCCGUUUGUCUGAUGCCAUAGACAGUUUUCAGGCAGCCUCAAUGCUCGAAGAAUCAGAUCCUAUCGAGAGCUUCAGCUCGAUUCUUUGAAUACCAUAUUUCCGUUCUAAUUAAAAGGUUUAAUCGUUCAUUCUUUUAUUCUUUUCGAUUUUGCAGCGUUGGUGACGUUUAUUUAUUGAUUGUAUUAUGCUGUGUGGGACGUAGAUUAUGUGUUGUGUGGUCAUGAGAGAACUCGAACUUAAGUUUCGAAGAUAGAAAGAAGACC